Messenger RNA from Cydia amplana, 1534 nucleotides. RefSeq lists its product as uncharacterized. The transcript is spliced from 4 exons. Lineage: Eukaryota; Metazoa; Arthropoda; Insecta; Lepidoptera; Tortricidae. Bases 1 to 1302 code for a protein of 433 amino acids. The record is from RefSeq and is a predicted model, not a curated record.
AUGAAGAGGAAACGCAGAAACAACGACGACGACGAAUAUAUUAUUCGGAAUAAAAUAAGAAAGUUGGAGCGCAGACUUUGGCAAAAGUCACGCCGCCGCAUAAGAGUGGCCGACUCGUCUUCGGAUAAUGAUAGCAGCGGUAAGUCUAUAAAGAACACGUGGUGUUAUAAAAGUGAUGCGUACUAUUUUAGCUAUAUACCUACACGUUUUUUGUUCGAAACAGGCGAAGACGGGUCCGUUUCGGCGGAUAAUGAACCACGUGCUUCACGUCGAGCCUCGUCGGGUCAAAGGUCUGCUUCACCAGCGCCGGGGACAUCGCACCAGGAGGAAACAGCUGCAGCGCAAACCAGUCGAGAUCCUGUACGUCUGACAUCUCCUCAACCAGGCCCGUCGUCUGCACCAGAUCAGUAUGUACCCGCCGAGCCCGCACAGCCCGCGCCAACCGCGGAGCCCGCACCGGCCUCGAUCGAGGACAUAGAAUUGGACGAGGAUAUCCUCAAUUUACUGGGCGAGGCUCCAAAGUUGGAUACGCCCUUGGGAAAAGGUAUUCACAAGGACGUAGCUUGUAGAUGGCAGGAGGUAUUAAACAAAGGAUUACAAAAAGAAGUUAAAGACAAAAUAGCUGAAGAAUACCUAAUACCUAACAAUUGCACUUUGUUAGUUCCUCCCAUUUUAAACCCUGAAGCUAAAGCAGCGUUACCGGAUGCCUUGAUAAAAAGAGAUACCUCUUUAAUGCUUAGACAAAAACAGAUAGCGUUAGCGUUGUCGGCACUCUCGCACGCUACGGAUAUUCUAAUAAAACAAAAGUCUUCAUCGCCUGACAUACUAAAACCCAUUAGCGACGCAUGUCGUAUUCUAUGCGAUUCUCAUUUUACCGAAACGAAAAUGAGAAGAAACUUUGUGAUUUCCGCUAUAAACACUGAUUUGAAGGACACUUUAAUUAAUACAGAAAGGGACAAAUUUUUAUUCGGCGAGAACGUGUCCGAAAAACUGAAAGCUGCGCAGACUGUACAAAAAUCAGGAGAUACAUUAAAAAAUACACAAAAGUCAUAUAAUCCAUUUAAUAAAGCAAAUUUCAUAAAGAAAAACAGGUAUCAACAAAACAAAGGAAAUUUAAACUACAACACCCCGUAUCGGAAGAUGACGAAUUACAACAACAAGUCGGAUGCGGGGCGGCCUCGUGCAGCAGCGGCGCGGCCCGCGCCGGCGCCCUCCAGCAGGUACAACACCCGCUACCGGGCCCGGGAGCGCCAGCGCGAGCGCGAGCGCACGCCUCCUCGGAGAUACCAGCGGAGACAAUAGACCAUGAGAACAACCCACAGUCUUCACAAGACUCUGUCACUAGUUGCCGCCAAAUUAUCAGGAAAGCACUAUUAAACAGGUCAUUGACCCCUAGGUCUGUAGAAAUAAUGUUGUCAUCAUUAAGCGAUAACACUUACAAACAAUAUAAUGGUUGUAUACAGUCAUGGCUUACCUUUUGCAAAAACAAUGGAUAUGAUUAUGAAAAUACGUCGGUAGAUGUUGUAAUUAAUUU